AAACACGGCUACAUUUGGUGGUAGAGGAAGCCGUUCCCAUAAUCGCUCGCGUAGUUGGAUUUUUCAGAAAGAGACGGAGAGGAUUUUGGACUUCCUGAGGACAAGGCUGUGAGUGAGUUGUAGCCUGCCUCUCGUGCACAUUUUCACCUAAGGGGGCCCUCCAUCGAGGAUGACAAUGGAAGAGAUGAAGAAUGAAGCUGAGACAAGUUCGAUGGUCUCUAUGACACUAUACGCGGUUAUGUACCCUGUCUUCAAUGAGCUGGAGAGGAUAAACCUGUCAGCAGCACAGACACUGAGAGCAGCAUUCAUCAAAGCAGAGAAGGAGAAUCCAGGACUCACUCAGGACAUCAUUAUGAAGAUCUUGGAGAAGAAGAAUGUGGAAAUCAACUUCACAGAGUCGCUGCUCCGCAUGGCAGCCGAUGAUGUGGAGGAGUAUAUGAUUGAGAGACCGGAGCAGGAGUUCCAGGACCUGAACGAGAGAGCGCGGGCCCUUAAACAGAUCCUCAGUAAAAUCCCAGACGAGAUUAAUGACCGCGUGCGCUUCCUCCAGACUAUAAAAGACAUUGCAAGCGCUAUAAAGGAGCUUCUGGACACAGUCAACAACGUGUUUAAGAAAUAUCAGUAUCAGAACCGUCGGGCACUUGAACACCAAAAGAAAGAGUUUGUGAAAUACUCCAAAAGCUUCAGCGACACACUGAAAACAUACUUCAAAGAUGGAAAGGCAAUAAACGUUUUCAUCAGCGCCAACAGGCUUAUCCAUCAAACUAACUUGAUACUUCAGACCUUCAAAACUGUUGCCUAGGAGUGGCCGCGCAGUUUCUACAGGUGUGACUUUUAUGCGGGGGUAGGGGCACCUAUAUAUGUAAUAUACAAAAGGGUUUUUUUUUUUGUUUUGUUUUUUUUUGUUUUGUUUUUUUUUUUUUUGGAAAGUAUAAUUUAUAAACUUGGCCUCAUUUGGAGGAACUUGAGAUGAGAUAUUCAAGGCAAAAAUAUAUAUUAACUUUUCUCUUAGCUUCCUAAUCAUGAUUUCACCACUAAGACUGCUUCACUACCUGCUCUUUAUCUAUCGUUCCAAUCAAAUGAAAGCCAAAAGACUCCGCGCCUUAAAGUGUCAUGCAACAUUCCUUAUACAAAGUGUAAAUAUUGGUAUUCUGUCUCUGACAUACUGGCAUAACGGAAAAAAAAAGUAAGAAGUGAAAGUUAUGUAUUUAACAGAUAUUUGGUUGCAAAUGUUCAAUAAAUAGUUUCCAAAUGUUGAAAUUUUUAA
Messenger RNA from Chanos chanos (milkfish), 1267 nucleotides. RefSeq names its product programmed cell death 10b (gene pdcd10b). Gene Ontology annotation, biological process: regulation of Golgi organization; positive regulation of MAP kinase activity. Lineage: Eukaryota; Metazoa; Chordata; Actinopteri; Gonorynchiformes; Chanidae. The record is from RefSeq and is a predicted model, not a curated record. Gene Ontology annotation, cellular component: FAR/SIP/STRIPAK complex. Bases 170 to 802 code for a protein of 210 amino acids. Gene Ontology annotation, molecular function: protein kinase binding. The transcript has 8 exons.